AAAAGACAUUGGUCCAGAGCAGUUUCCAAUCAAUGAACACUACUUUGGAUUGGUCAAUAUCUCUUUGAUAACUACAUGCAACAGGAUGCUCACGAAUUUUUAAAUUAUUUGCUAAACACUAUUGCGGACAUCCUGCAGGAAGAGAAGAAACAGGAAAAGCAAAAUGGAAAAUUAAAAAAUGGCAACAUGAAUGAAACUGCAGAGAAUAAUAAACCAGAACUCACCUGGGUCCACGAGAUUUUUCAGGGAACGCUCACCAAUGAAACUCGAUGCUUGAACUGUGAAACUGUUAGUAGCAAAGAUGAAGAUUUUCUUGACCUUUCUGUUGAUGUGGAGCAGAACACAUCCAUUACCCACUGUCUAAGAGACUUCAGCAACACAGAAACACUAUGCAGUGAGCAAAAAUAUUAUUGUGAAACAUGCUGCAGCAAACAGGAGGCCCAGAAAAGGAUGAGAGUAAAAAAGCUGCCCAUGAUUUUGGCCCUACACCUAAAGCGGUUCAAGUACAUGGAGCAGCUCCACAGGUACACCAAGCUAUCUUACCGGGUGGUCUUCCCUCUGGAACUCCGGCUCUUCAACACCUCCAGCGAUGCAGUGAACCUGGACCGCAUGUAUGAUCUGGUCGCCGUGGUUGUUCACUGUGGCAGUGGUCCUAAUCGUGGGCAUUAUAUUACUAUUGUGAAAAGUCAUGGCUUUUGGCUUUUGUUUGAUGAUGACAUUGUAGAGAAAAUAGAUGCUCAAGCUAUUGAAGAAUUCUAUGGCCUGACGUCAGAUAUAUCAAAAAAUUCAGAAUCUGGGUAUAUUUUAUUCUAUCAGUCAAGAGAAUAACUUCAAGAACUAUGGAACUAAUUCUGGUGGGGGGAAAUGUUCAAAGCACUGUUACUGGUUUCUCUGCAGAUCUUCCUCCCCAGCAGCCCACUAAUGGUAUCACUCCAAGUCUCCAUGGUCUGGCUGUGUUGGACUUGCUCCUUUGUUUUUUUACAUACAGCACUACUCUUGGUUUUAUUUUGGUCUGAGGUAGAGUUAACUGCAAUCAGAUUGUAGUAAGAUUUGUAUGAAUAACAGUUGCUAAUUUUAGGAUUGUAUGAAUGCUAUGCCACUCAUUAUGUCUGGCUGAAUUAGAAUGACAUUUCCUAUGAAUGUCUACAGUCUAUUUUGGGUGUUUGCUAAACUUCCUAAAUGGCUUCCAGGGUCUUCUUACAAUGCAUUCCUUUAACUUGUCUCUCUGGAAGCACUGCUACCCAUUUGUAGCUCCUCUGCCUCUUCUCAGACAGCAGGACAGAAGAAUUGGGUAGAUGUUCACCUUUUAGGGCUGCAACCAUAGCUUUAAGUUUGUGCAAGUGAAAAUGUUUAAAAGUGAGUAACCUCGAUACUAAAAUCAUCCUCCACGUGGACCAGGGAGAAGAGAAGCUGUUCCUGGUGGCUAGCGUCUGCACCAGGCUGUGCUUACCCGGCGCUAGAAUUCCAGGGGCUUAGAAGGUAUGGAGCUCAGGGCAGGCAAAGCCAAGAGGAACAAGUCUUUGCGGACAGUGAAAAGUUACUUUUCUUAUCUUUCUACCAAAACCAAGUUUCAGGAAAAUAACCCUAUGCUGUUUAUUUUUAGUGACACUUUCCUUCUGUAAGGUCCUGUGAGUUGUGUUUAUCCUGUAUCUGGCACUACUAUGCCUUUCAAGGUAUCUUUCCAAUCCUGCUGAUGUUUUGCAGUCUGUGGUUGCAGGGCUGAGGCCCCACGUCGGCUGCCUCUGGCACAGCUGUCCUUAGCCAGUCAGCACCGACAUCGCUCUUAUAAGGAGGAACUGCACCUUUGCAACUGUCAGCCGCCUCGUACAACUUACUUUUUCAAAUAUAUUCAGCCUGUUUACUGAGGCACUGGUGGGUCCCAGGGCUAAAUGGAACCUUCCCUCGAGGGGAUCCUGAAGUUAGCUGGGUGUGAAGGUGGGUCACAGGAGGUGUCAGUGGCAGGUGGAGGAAUGGACAAAACAGCGGCUAUUUCCUUAGCUCAGACUCCUAGAAUGCUUGACAAGACAGUUUUUUGGAAGAACCUCAUCUCACUAUAGUUACUUUUACUCUUCUCACUUUUGUUAUAUAUAUAUAUUUAUUAGCGCAUUUGAGUAUUGGUACCUUUUAUUCAAAGGGUCGAUUUGCUGUUUUGCCAUUGAGCUGGUUUUUUGAUUUCCUACGAAUACUAUGAAUCAUAGAUCUUGGCUUCCUUUGGGAAGUCUGUUGACUUCCAAACACUAUAAUAUACUGUGAACGUCUUAUUUUGUUACUUAGUACAUCCAUGAACAAAUGCGCAAACUUUUGGCAUAAUGUGAACUAAAAUUGAAAUUGAAAAUGUUAGUGGCCAUUUUGCAACAAUGAAGAGGAUAGCACUUUAUCUAGAUGAAAACUGGAUUUCUUAUCUUUGAAAUAUCUCGAACUGUUUGUUGCUCAGAACCUAAAUAAGCAUGCCACCACUUCACUUGCUCAUGCUUGAAGUGAAAUGUUUUACUUUUCACUGGAGAAGACAAAACAGGGUGAGCUUCAUGCUAUUGUUUUAUACAAGUGACGAAAAUGUACCUUGCCUUGUUUAGAGGCAAAUUCAUAUUUAUAAAUAUUUUGCCUUUUUUCCUCCAUGAAACAUAUACAGUAAUCACUUACCUAGAAGGUGAGUCUUUUAUUCUUUUUUUAAGGAGAGGCACUUUCCAAAUGAAGGUGAUAUAGGGAAAUAUUUGUACUGUAUAUGACCCAUAUAUUUGACUGCACAUUACAAAGUUUAAGAAAAUGAUAGUUGAUCUCUAAUAUAUUUGGUACCGAUUCAUAAGAAAAAACUUAAAAUUAUCUAUGAAAUGACUCUUGAAGCUAAUUUAUUAGAAAAACAAUGUUUCAAUUGGAAGCCUAUAGAAGUAAUAUUUAAAUGCUGAGUCAUAAUAAGUUGAGCACAUUUUUUAAAAUUUGGUUAGACGUAUAAAGAGAUUUUCCCAGUGACGUAACUGAAGAAAUUCCUCUUAUAGAAAGCAUCGUUAAAAUUCAGUAUUCAUGGGUAGAUUUCUGAAAUAAAAAAAGAUAAGUAUGGAAAAUAUUGCAAAGACAAAACAGUUCCAUGAUACAGGAAAAGAAGAUUGGAAAAAGACCAAAAUGCACUUUCUACCAUUAGUUUUUUAAAAUUUAGAGCUAUUGGAUAUUUUUUUUCCCCACUUCCUCUUCAAUAAAUGAAGCAAACAGUAGGCAGCUACAUUUCCCCCCCAACCAUUUCUCUUUAUGUAAAGACAGUAGCAUGCAAACACUUUUUAAAUUUUUUCAUCCCUUUGGUGUGGGAUGUAUGAGCCCAUUCUGAGGUCAACUAUAGCAAAAAGGCUCAGCAAUAUCCCUCCAAUGGCCAGGGUGCGGGUGUGUCAUUUUCCUGCAGGAGCGAGUAGGCCUGCUGUAUUUCCUUUAACUGUUGGGUGUUUUAAAAUAAGUUAUAGUGUUUUACACUUGAAAAAGAAAACAGAUAUCUGCUUUAUUGGUUACUUACUAGUUGAGCAUCUAGAUGAUGGUACAGUAUGCUAAAAAGUCAUUUGUUAAAAAGUAAGUUUUGGUAAGAUGCUGACAUCCUAAUCCUGUUAUAUGGGUGCAUUUUCCUUCCAAGGCAAUAUGGACUAGUGUGAAGAGCGCAAGGAACAACACAAGCUGGGCGUUGGUUUGAAUAGGAAGCCAUCAUAUUUGAUUUUAUGGACUGGUAUAUUUUGGAUUUAAGAUGAAAUGGGAAAAAAAUGACAGAAGUGGUCCCUAUGCAUUUAUUUUCAUGGAUACCCUAAAUUUCAUGGGCAUGCCUAACAAGGAACUAUGUUCUAACUGGAGCUUAGGGCUUAUUUUAGAUAUUGGAGUGUAGCUUUAUUACAGAUGGAUUUUAUCUUUAAACAUUGCAUUUUGAUCAACUUUGUAUAUUCAUGUGUAUUAAAAUAUUGUGCAUUAAAUGUUUUGCCCUCGUUUGCUAUUAUGUGGUCAAGGCACUUAUCAGCAUUAUUGUGAUUAACUCAUGUAAAUGGCAUGGGUCAGGGAAAAUUAUUUCCUACUUUUCUGCCUAAUUAAAUUCCUGUUUUCCGGUAUUACAUUAAUUUAUUUUUGGCUUCCAUUUCUGUGUAACCAAAAUAGUUAUUGUAUUUGUGUGGCAUUCAUUUGAUUUUGUUGCUUAAAAAAAAAAGUUGUAGUUUUUAUUUAAAAUGAUCUGUACCUUAAUUUUUUUUUAAUGUAACCAAUUCAAGCACUUUAAGCAAUAAUGUCAAUCUCGUGAAAUUUCAAUCAGUUUAACACCCUGCCUCUAAAAUUGUUUGCAAAAAAAUAAAUAAAUAAAUAAAAUAGGAAUUCUCUUCCUAGAGAAUUAUAUCCGGGUGCUGUUACACAUGUGGACUUAAAACCCUUUUUAUAAAAUGAUUCAGUCCAGGUAAUCAUUCCAAACUUAAUUUUGAAGCAGUGGAAAUGCAGAGAAUAUUUUGGCUGUUGUAAUAUACAUAAAGGCAGUGCUACAGUCAAGAUUGAUAAAAUCAGUGUUCUGGUAAUAACACACCACUUUUUUGAGUAAAAAAGAACAAUUAAUCCAGAAACUUGUAUCUGUGGAAUAACAAAUUGAGAAUAUCAGUGAAAAGAAGAAUUCAGGGGUAGUUUGUUAGGCAUUGCAAUGAAUUCCAUGUCUGGGACUUUGCAUAUAAAAUUCUCUUUACCAGUUGUGAAAUGAAAGAUGCAUUCCCAAAAUAAUGAAGUGACUUCCAGCUCUGGGAUCCCAUCAGCAUCUGGUUUCUUGGAAGGAGGAGGAGCGUGGUCCUGGCUCUGGUGUCCUGACAGCUGGCCUUCGGCUUCUGGUCCUGUUUCUGAACCACAGGGGACCCUCAGCUUCAAGAAUCCCCAACUGGGUGCACAUCACUCCCAACCCAGAUGGAGGGCAGGUGCAGGUCUCUGCCCUGGUUUCAGAGUGAAGCCUGCUGUUAAUAGAGUCAGGGCUUCUCUUCCCAACUCGUCACUGCAGGGGGUCUGCAUGUGGACAGGAGAUUGUCAUCUGAAUACAUGCAUGGGCCUGAUUAUAGGAAUAAAACCCCAUAGAAGAAGAGCAGGGAAUGCUCCAGUCAGUGGUGAGUCUCCCGGUUCCCAUCCAUCUUCUCUCAGGACAAUGCAGUUGAACCUGACUGAGCUGAAACACAGGCUGUUAGGAAAGUUACCUCUGUCCCCAUGAAAGCCAAAGGAAGAGGAGACCUUUUUGGGAAUGUGUCUUACUUUUCCAGGCCUCAUUUUCUCCAUACGUCAAAUGGGGUUUAUAGGAUAGACCUGUCACCACCCAGAUGACACGGUUUCUGGGGAAUGAGAUGUGUUCUUCAUUUCUCCAAAUUUCCCUGUCUCUCUUCAUUAAUACUUAAAAUACUUUUAACAGGAAAUGACGCUUUCCAUUUCUAUUGCCUUAUAUUUACAUGAAGUUAGAAAUAUUUGCUAAGUGAUUUUUUUUUCUUUGAGGGAAGAUUUUGAUUGUGGAGAUAUAGUGCUAAAGACAACCCACUUAGACUUUUCCUAGAGAUGUCCCAGAUGGAGGGAUUUUUAAUUACGCAGUUAUUUAGCACCUAAUAUGUGCUUGGCAUUGUGAUGGGAGUUGGGGCAUAGAAAGCAAGCAGAUAGGGUCCCUCUUUUAGCCUCAGAAGGAAAGUCUGUGUGGAAAAGAAACUUAAAAUAAUUAAGUUGUGGAAAUACAUGUGUGGGGGGAGCUCACCGUAAUUUUUCAGCACAGAUUGGUGUUCGGCCUGGGUCUCACCGUGCAUAUGGUACUUACUGGUAGGUAAAGGAGGCCCGUUCCUUUUUUCCUUGUAUCCUUAUUUUAUUCUCUGCCUGCUUUUGGUGUUGCCUUAGUCUUCCUUGUAGGGAUGACACAACUUGAAAAACAAAAUGUAAAUCCGGUAUGUUAUAGCAAUGGACUUGACGUUUUGCCUCUUAAUUCUCAUGUUCAAAGAGCCAGUGUAUUGAACAUCCUAACAGUGGGUUUUAUGCAUCAAAUAUCUGUCAUUUCUAAACAGUCUGUUUAUAUUAUUACCAAAUAAUUAGAGCCUAUCUGAACUUACCAAAAUAAAUCAGGGUAUGAGAAUCUUUCAGCUAUGUGAAUAGUGAUUUUAUUGACUUACCAACCUGUGUUCACUUUUUAAGGUUCUCUUACAUUUUAAAGUGCUUUGAACAAAAUAUAUUAGGAGCUUACAAACAAGUGGAAAAUAAUUUCAUUUUGGUUGUGAGACACCAGAGUUGGAAAUAACAGGUUUUGUAAACAGCAUUCCUAAUUUAGUGCUCACUUGCCAUGAGAUUAUGAUAAUGUAUUAAUAACCGUGGGGGUAUAAUAUUCAUGUUUUCAGUUACGCUGAUGCGGCUUUCACUUUUUUCUCUCGGAAGAGUGAGCAUCCAGGUUGUAUGUAAGCCUGUGUGGAAUGCCAGAGAAGCUCUUUCUGGGAAGGAAGGCUGGGCACUUAUGUUGUAGGUUGCAAUCCCAUUUUGUUCUUACCUCCUCAAAGGAGCAGGCUGCUUGGAGGAGAAAACAGACUGCGAUCUGACUUGGCUGGAAGCAAAAUAAUUUGAUAGUUGAAGCCACUAUUUCUAUACGGUUAACCAAGUUUUCCUUCUGUGGUCCAGAUCAGCUGUAUUCAUAUUUCACAGUCUCUCUUAAUGGACCUUGUCAGAGGGAACAUUCUGUGCUGUGACAACUGAAAAUAAACACAAGAAAAACUUAAGAACAAGCCUUCAUACCUUCCACAGCAAGCAAAGUCUGCACUUCAGAGCUCAUAUCUUCAGUUUGAGAAUUGCCUGUUUUUCACUCUGAGGGGAUUAGAAAAAUAUUUUUUUAAAUAGGUUAUGAAAUCUGUGUGAAGAAGAGACUCACUCUGUUGGCCUCCCCGUAGAAUAAAUUGUCUGAAAGCUCUUUGAAAA
Galeopterus variegatus (Sunda flying lemur) is the source of this 6909-nucleotide messenger RNA. RefSeq names its product ubiquitin specific peptidase 46 (gene USP46). Gene Ontology annotation, biological process: protein deubiquitination. Gene Ontology annotation, molecular function: cysteine-type deubiquitinase activity; cysteine-type endopeptidase activity. The record is from RefSeq and is a predicted model, not a curated record. The transcript is spliced from 7 exons. Lineage: Eukaryota; Metazoa; Chordata; Mammalia; Dermoptera; Cynocephalidae. Gene Ontology annotation, cellular component: nucleus; cytosol. Bases 76 to 828 code for a protein of 250 amino acids.